AUGAUUUUCAUUUUUUCCCUCUUUGUUGUCAAUGAUAUUGACAGUAGUUGUUAUUCAAGUGAUGGUAAAACUCUUAACAAAGUCUCUGACAAUUCAUCCGAACUCAGAAUUUCUGCACGAUGUGAAACAAUUAGUGAUAAUUGCUUUAAAGGUCUUAAAAGUUUAAUUUCAUUUUAUUUUGAAGACAAUCCAAAUUUAACAAGUAUUGGUGUAAAUGCUUUCAGAGAAUGCUCAAAUCUUCAAUCAAUCAAUUUAUCAUCUUGUACAAAAUUAAAAACAAUUGGACAAGAUGCUUUUUAUGAAUGUAAAUUAGUUUCACAAAUUGAUUUACCAAAAGGACUUCAAGAGAUUGGAUGGGGUGCUUUUAAUUAUAAUGAAAAAAUUACAAGUAUUUUCAUCCCAGCAUCUGUCAAAACACUUGGUGAGUUUGCAUUUUCUAGUUGCUCUAUGCUGACAGAUGUUUCGUUUGAACCAGGUUCAUCUUUGACAAAAUUAGAAUUAUGGACUUUUGCUUACACAAAAAUUUCAUCAUUUCAGAUUCCUGAAAGUGUAACAGAGGUAGAUGGUGAUGUUUUUGGUGGUUGUCAAUUUGUAAAUUUAUCUCUUCAUCCAUCAAACAAAAACUUUCUUUUAGACAAUAAUGUUGUUUAUUCACUUGAUAAAGCAAUAAUUAUUUUAAUUGGUGACAAACAAUUUGAAACAUAUCAUUUUCCAAGUCAUGUUACAACAAUUGGAGCUUAUUGCUUUGAUUAUAAUUCUAAUAUUGUCACAGUUGUAAUCCCGAACACUAUUAAGAGAAUUGAAAACUCUGCUUUUUAUUGCUGUGAAAAAUUGGAAAAAUUCACAUUUUUGGGACCAGUUGAUUAUAUUGGAAGUUAUAACCUCAUAAGCUGUAGAAGUCUAAAAUUAGUUAUUUUUCCACCAUCUACAAUGAAAAUAACCUAUGAAUUUGUUACUAACGAUAAUCCAUUUUCCAUGCAAUUCACAUGUAAAAUCAUUUUUUAUCCAAAAACAAUUAAAGUUAAUGCAAAUAUCUCAAUCUCAGAUUAUGAAAAUACAAAUUUAAUCAUUAAUACUGAUUCAUUGAUCAUGGACUUUGACCAAACAACUAUUUUUGAAUUUUGGGGUGAUAACUAUCAAGAUCUUAAUGUUUUAAUUCCUAAAACUGUUACAAAAAUCAAAGAAAAUUCAUUUCAAAAUUCCAGUUUUACAAAACUCCAAAUUGAUUCAGAUUCGGAAUUACUCUCUAUUGGAAACAAUGCAUUUUAUAACUGCACAUCAUUACAAUCUAUCAUAUUCCCAUCCAAACUUACUUUUCUUGGAAAUUCAUCAUUCGAAAACUGCAUCCAAUUAGAAAAUGUUACAUUUCGAUCUUCUCAUAAUCUCACUAUUAUGAAAAAUUCAUUUAAAAAUUGCUCAAACUUAAAAAGCGUUUUCAAUAUGACAAAUGUUCCAGGAUUUUGCUUUUCAGGAUGUAAUAAGUUGUCAAAUAUUCUCUUUUUGGAUGGUGUUGAAUCAAUUGGAAGAAAUUCAUUUCAAGACUGUUCAUCUUUGACUUCUCUCAGUCUUCCUUCAUCUAUCAAAUCUAUAUCUGAUUACUCAUUUUGUAAUUGCAAAUCUCUUAGGACAAUAAUUAUUCCUUCAUCAUGUCAAUUAGAAAGUUUCCAACUUAAUUCAGUUAAAGGUUGUGAUUCACUUCAAAAUAUCAGUGACUUUCAAAGUAGUAAAUAUGAAUGCGCAUUGAAUACCAUCUAUUUCAGUGAGGAUGAAAAUAAGAAACAAUUGAUCUAUCACUUAAGUAAGUCAAUUGAUGAAGAAAUCAUCAUUAAAUGCGAUAUUAUCUGCAAAAACUCAUUUGUUGACUGUAACAAUGUUGUCAACAUCAGUCUUUUGCCUAAUGGUGUUUCAAUGAUCGAAAAAUCUUCAUUCUUUCGAUGUAUUAACUUGAAAUACAUCAAUUUUCCUUAUUCUGUUGAAACAGUUCAAUCUCAAUCAUUUAUUGAAUGCAACAGUCUCCGCUGUCCAGAAUUUGAGAACAAAACAGAUACCUAUCUUGAAAUGAUCAUUCUCUCUGGUUUCUCGAGAAAACGUCUGAAUUCAUGCCAUGUUAAAGGAGUUACAAAUGGACUUAAUCCCAUCAAAAAUUUCUUCUACCACAAGUUACAAAUGGACUUAAUCACAAUCAUUAUAAAUUGA
Trichomonas vaginalis G3 is the source of this 2196-nucleotide messenger RNA. RefSeq names its product antigen BSP-related family. Bases 1 to 2196 code for a protein of 731 amino acids. NCBI's taxonomy places the organism in Eukaryota, Parabasalia, Trichomonadida, Trichomonadidae. The record is from RefSeq and is a predicted model, not a curated record. The transcript has a single exon.